CUCAAGCAACUCAUCACUCACUUCUUUCUUCCCCAUUGUCAACUUAAACUCAAACAAAAGAUUCUUUAACUUUGAUCGAGUUCUUUUAGGUUGAAUAUAAGUUUAGCAAGAAGAGCAAACUUACUUAUCUUAACAAGUCAUCAACUGGCUGGAUUCAUCCCAUACAAUAGUUGUUGUAGAAAGUUUUUUGGACCAGAAAUUCUCAAACCUAACUCUCGAUCACUCAAUUCCCAGCUAUUUCGAUCAUCAUCAAAGUUCACACAUCAAUCUACACCCCACAAAGUUAUCUAAUCCAUCAUCUUCAUCUUCAAAUCAAGUUGAGAUCUCAAGAUGAAUUUGUUUAGAUUGAUUGGUGAUUUAUCACAUUUAGCUUCAAUCUUUAUUUUGAUUCAAAAGAUUGUAAAGUCUCGUUCAGCAAGAGGUAUUAGUUUUAAAACUCAAGUUCUCUAUGUACUUGUCUUUAUGACUCGUUAUGUGGAUCUGAUCACUGGACCUUAUAUCUCGAUAUAUAACACCGUUAUGAAAAUCUUCUUUAUUGUAUCUUCGGCUUAUAUUGUUUACCUGAUGUAUUUCAAGUACAAACCUACUCAAGAUCCUGCAAUCGAUACGUUCAGAGUCGAAUACCUACUUGCACCCUGCGCUUUACUGUCUUUGGUCUUUAACUAUAAAUUCACUGUUGUGGAAGUCUUGUGGGCUUUUAGUAUUUACUUAGAAGCUGUGGCCGUCUUCCCUCAGUUGUUCAUGUUACAUCGAACUGGUGAAGCUGAGACCAUCACCACUCACUAUCUGUUUGCACUUGGACUUUACCGAGCCAUGUACAUUCCUAACUGGAUCUUCCGAUACAUGACUGAGGACACUGUUGACCCUAUUGCAAUCAUCUCCGGUAUAGUUCAAACUGGUCUCUACGGCGACUUCUUCUACAUCUACUUUACAAGAGUGAUGCGAGGACAAAAGUUUGAGUUACCAGCAUAAGAAGAUGAAAAAACCAAAAAACAAAGGAGAGUGGAUUGAAGAAAGAAGAUGUGAUGAUCGAUAUAGAUGAAGAUCACCAAGAUGUGAGAGUGAGAUUCAUGAUAGACAAAAUAUCCAAACAAGACAAAUGAUUGUUUUUUUCUUUUGAGUGUGAUACCUUUAUCUCAAUGAAAUCAAUAAUCAAUCUAUUGUUUUUUUCUUUGUAUAUUGGGGUUACAUUUUUUUGAUGAAGAGAUCUAGUGUGUGUGUGUGUGUGUUUUCGUUUCGAAAACUCUGAUUUUUUUUUCAAUCUUCUCUUCAUUUAGUGUGUAGAUUGUUUUAUAAAAAUGAAGGAAAUGAAAGAAGAAGAAGAAAAAAACCUCGAUAAGGUUUCUUGGUGGUUUAGGUAUUAAAACUUUCAUGGGUUCUACAUUUUUUUGGUUUUGGUUUUUGUCAAUUUUGUGGUCUCUUUCUCCUAUGAAUCUUCUUACUUUUUUUUCACACUUUUACUGUAAAUUUUGGCAGAUCAUCAAUUUACAUAGUUUGGUUGGGUGACUGCUAAGGUUUAAAUGGUUUGAAGGAUUACAUACAUAUAUUGUUGGUUUGAUGCUGAU
Melampsora larici-populina 98AG31 is the source of this 1565-nucleotide messenger RNA. RefSeq lists its product as uncharacterized. Gene Ontology annotation, cellular component: endoplasmic reticulum; cis-Golgi network; membrane. Gene Ontology annotation, molecular function: ER lumen protein retrieval receptor activity. The transcript has 7 exons. The coding region runs from base 331 to 972 and encodes 213 amino acids. NCBI's taxonomy places the organism in Eukaryota, Fungi, Basidiomycota, Pucciniomycetes, Pucciniales, Melampsoraceae. Gene Ontology annotation, biological process: endoplasmic reticulum to Golgi vesicle-mediated transport; protein retention in ER lumen. The record is from RefSeq and is a predicted model, not a curated record.